UUUGCUGGUGAUCCUUCUUACCUGGUAACUGUUCAUCGCAAAGUGACUCUAUAAGUCGUAGCCAUGUCUGCGCCAAUUUCCACUGUCGCGGAGACGAAAGAGCUCCGGGGUCUGGAUCUGAUUGCCGCCCAUUCCCAUAUCAGAGGCCUCGGUGUCGAUGCGGAUUCUUUACAACCACGACCCUCUUCCCAGGGCCUUGUGGGCCAGGAGAAGGCGCGAAAGGCUGCUGCGGUGAUUUUGCAAAUGGUCAAGGAAGGAAAGAUUGCAGGACGCGCUGUGUUGAUAGCAGGGCCCCCGAGUACCGGAAAAACCGCUAUCGCCAUGGGGAUGGCCCAGUCCCUCGGAUCGGAUGUUCCCUUUACUAUGCUCGCGUCGUCGGAAAUCUUUUCUAUGGAGAUGUCUAAGACGGAGGCCCUCACCCAGGCAUUCCGGAAAUCGAUUGGUGUGCGCAUCAAGGAGGAAAGCGAGAUUAUCGAGGGUGAAGUUGUGGAAAUCCAGAUUGAUCGAAGUGUGACGGGUGGUAACAAACAAGGGAAGCUCACAAUCAAAACCACCGAUAUGGAGACGAUCUACGAUAUGGGAACCAAGAUGAUCGAUUCGAUGACCAAGGAACGGGUUAUGGCCGGAGAUAUCAUAUCCAUCGACAAGUCUUCGGGCAAAAUCACCAAGUUAGGACGCUCCUACGCGCGUUCUCGAGACUACGAUGCGAUGGGGGCCGACACCAAAUUCGUUCAAUGCCCCGAGGGCGAACUGCAGGUUCGCAAAGAGAUCGUCCAUACCGUCAGCCUUCACGAGAUUGAUGUGAUCAACUCUCGCUCGCAAGGCUUCUUGGCUCUGUUCUCCGGUGACACGGGCGAAAUUCGGAGCGAGGUUCGAGACCAAAUCAACACCAAAGUCGCUGAAUGGAAGGAAGAGGGCAAGGCAGAGAUCAUUCCUGGUGUUCUGUUCAUUGAUGAAGUCCACAUGCUUGAUAUUGAGUGCUUCUCGUACGUCAACCGUGCCCUAGAGGCCGAGCUUGCUCCGAUCGUUAUCAUGGCCAGCAACCGUGGCAACGCUCGAAUCCGGGGGACAACAUACACUUCACCGCAUGGGUUGCCUCUUGACUUCCUCGACCGAGUGUUGAUUGUGAGUACGGACUUGUACUCUGCCGAUGAUAUCAGGCAAAUCCUGGCCAUUCGGGCUCAGGAGGAGGAGAUUGAUCUCUCACCCGAUGCGCUUGCCCUUCUCACCAAGAUCGGCCAAGAAUCCAACCUCCGAUAUGCAAGCCACAUCAUCAUUACGUCGCAUCUCUUGAGCCAAAAGCGGAAGGCAAAGGAAGUCACUAUUGAUGACGUUCAGCGCAGCUACCAGCUUUUCUACGAUCCCGCUAGAAGCGUGAAAUUCGUGGGUGCGUAUGAGCAGCGCUUCAUUAACGACUCGGGGGCUGUGAGUUUCACUGCUGGUGCUGCUAAUGGUGAUGCUAUGGAGAUUUCAUAAGUGUUGUCUGCCGUAAACGAUACGACGGCUGGUGUUGGGAAGUUGGGAUAUUCUUUUAAACUCGCACAACAUGGAAAGGGAACAAGGCGAGAAAGGAUACUGGAGAAGUUUGCACUGGAAAGCUCCCCUCUCCUUUCGCUACCUUGUUUGUUGAUUCAUCAUUAAUGUACGGUUAUACUGGCGCUUUUUCUCGGCUCGUAUAUAUGGGCCUUCGAGGGUUGGGUCCGAAGUUAAAUCUUUCAAAAGAGCAUAGGCCUGAAUGAUAAUUACG
Molecule: messenger RNA, 1747 nt
Organism: Aspergillus campestris IBT 28561
Lineage: Eukaryota; Fungi; Ascomycota; Eurotiomycetes; Eurotiales; Aspergillaceae
Gene: rvb2
Product: RuvB family ATP-dependent DNA helicase reptin
Exons: 3
Coding region: 64-1476 (470 amino acids)
Biological process (GO): chromatin remodeling; regulation of transcription by RNA polymerase II; box C/D snoRNP assembly
Cellular component (GO): R2TP complex; Swr1 complex; Ino80 complex
Molecular function (GO): ATP binding; DNA helicase activity; ATP hydrolysis activity
Source: RefSeq, a predicted model, not a curated record